This is a messenger RNA of Talaromyces amestolkiae, 1749 nucleotides long. RefSeq lists its product as uncharacterized. Gene Ontology annotation, molecular function: peptidyl-prolyl cis-trans isomerase activity; ubiquitin-ubiquitin ligase activity. Gene Ontology annotation, cellular component: catalytic step 2 spliceosome. The record is from RefSeq and is a predicted model, not a curated record. Gene Ontology annotation, biological process: protein peptidyl-prolyl isomerization; protein folding; protein polyubiquitination. NCBI's taxonomy places the organism in Eukaryota, Fungi, Ascomycota, Eurotiomycetes, Eurotiales, Trichocomaceae. The coding region runs from base 1 to 1749 and encodes 582 amino acids. The transcript has 4 exons.
AUGGGUAAAGGAACGGAUAAGCUAUAUAUUACUCACUCGGAAUGGGCAUCGGAGGACGCAUACUCCGCCAGCGCUGGCGCUGGAUUAGCCGGUGGUCGAAACACUACAGUCCACGCAUCCUUCAAGCGUCUACCGUUCAACUUCUGCUCUCUUUCGCUUCAACCCUUCAAACACCCGGUCUGCACAGCCCAAGGAACCAUUUUCGAUCUUACAAAUAUCCUACCAUGGCUGAAGAAACACGGUACCAACCCCGUUGACGGAAGUCCCCUGAAGAGCUCCGAUCUGAUCAAGUUGAACUUUGCGAAGAAUGAGGCGGGCGAAUAUGUCGAUCCGGUUACGUUCAAAGUUUUCACUGAUAACACGCAUAUCGUCGCAUUGCGCCCCUCGGGAAACGUGUUUGCAUGGGAUACGGUGGAGAGGCUGAACGUCAAAGCUAAGAUGUGGCGCGAUCUGGUCACGGAUGAGGAGUUUGGCCGCAAGGAUAUUAUUACAUUGCAAGAUCCGCAGAACAUUGAAGCGCGCAACCUCAGUUCUUUCAAGUAUCUCAAGGACGGGGAAACUGCGUUGACCGAGGAGCAACUCCGAGAGCGAAACGAUCCUAUCAACAAUGUCAACUUGAAUGCGAUGGGUAGUUCUGCGAAAAUUCUCAAAGCCAAGGAGGCGGUUGCGCGGGCUCGUGCUGAACGCGGCGCGCAACAAGCAAAAGCUUCUGCUGACAAGAGCGGUGUUUCAGUCAGGUCAAAAGCCACCACUGUGUCACAUCAACCAACUAAAUCCGUCCCAUUCAAUGCUGCUCGACAUACAACUGGUCUUGCUGCAGCGUCUUUCACAAGCACUGGGUUGACACCUCACACUGAAGCUGAUCUAGCCACUUUGUCAGAUGAACAGUAUAUGUUGAAGCGCGGUAGAGUGAAAGAAAAGGGUUACGCUCGUAUUUCGACAACAAUGGGUGAUUUGAACCUGGAAUUGCAUACCGAAUAUGCGCCCAAGGCUGUCUGGAACUUUAUACACCUAGCCAAGAAGGGAUACUAUAAGGAUGUUGUAUUUCACCGCAACAUCAAGGGCUUUAUGAUACAGGGAGGUGAUCCUACUGGAACGGGGCGUGGUGGCGAAAGUAUCUGGGGAAAGAACUUUGAUGAUGAAUUCGACGGACCUCUCAAACACGAUGCCCGAGGUACCCUCAGCAUGGCAAAUAAGGGUAAAAACACUAAUAGCAGUCAAUUUUUCAUUGCAUAUCGUGCCUUACCUCAUCUGAAUAACAAGCAUACCGUCUUUGGUCGUAUCAUUGACGAUCCAUCACCCUCGUCAACAACCUUGAAUGCAAUGGAAGUGGCGCCGGUUGACUCCACCACCAACCGACCAACUACCGACAUACGAAUCAAAGAUGUAACUAUAUACUUCGACCCGUUUGAGGAAUUCAUGAACAAGCAAACUACCCAGAAUGCCAGGGAAGGGGCGCAUGCUCAGAAGAAAAAGGAUGAGAAAGCAGCGGAUAACGUCGAUGAUGAUUUAGUCACAUGGACUGGCAAACGUGUUCGCGGUCUAGACGGAUCCGGAGCAUCGGGCACCAAUGAAGGCGCUGGAGUAGGAAAAUACCUGAGAGCCGCGCUAGCUGAGCAAAAAACGCGAAAGCAGGCCGAUGAGGAUGAGAUUAUUGAAUAUAUGGAUGAUCCGGAACAUGAGCUACCAGAGCCAACACGCAAGAAGUUCAAAUCAUCGGGUGGGUUUGGAAAUUUUGAGGGGUGGUAG